Molecule: messenger RNA, 5760 nt
Organism: Knipowitschia caucasica
Lineage: Eukaryota; Metazoa; Chordata; Actinopteri; Gobiiformes; Gobiidae
Source: the annotation of a GenBank genome assembly
AUGCUCUCCCUGAUGCUUUCCCUGAUGCUUUCCCUGAUGCUUUCCCUGAUGCUCUCCCUGAUGCUUUCCCUGAUGCUUUCCCUGAUGCUCUCCCUGAUGCUUUCCCUGAUGCUCUCCCUGAUGCUUUCCCUGAUGCUCUCCCUGAUGCUCUCCCUGAUGCUCUCCCUGAUGCUUUCCCUGAUGCUUUCCCUGAUGCUUUCCCUGAUGCUUUCCCUGAUGCUCUCCCUGAUGCUCUCCCUGAUGCUUUCCCUGAUGCUCUCCCUGAUGCUUUCCCUGAUGCUCUCCCUGAUGCUUUCCCUGAUGCUUUCCCUGAUGCUCUCCCUGAUGCUUUCCCUGAUGCUUUCCCUGAUGCUUUCCCUGAUGCUUUCCCUGAUGCUUUCCCUGAUGCUUUCCCUGAUGCUUUCCCUGAUGCUUUCCCUGAUGCUCUCCCUGAUGCUCUCCCUGAUGCUUUCCCUGAUGCUUUCCCUGAUGCUUUCCCUGAUGCUUUCCCUGAUGCUCUCCCUGAUGCUUUCCCUGAUGCUCUCCCUGAUGCUUUCCCUGAUGCUCUCCCUGAUGCUCUCCCUGAUGCUCUCCCUGAUGCUCUCCCUGAUGCUCUCCCUGAUGCUUUCCCUGAUGCUCUCCCUGAUGCUCUCCCUGAUGCUCUCCCUGAUGCUUUCCCUGAUGCUUUCCCUGAUGCUUUCCCUGAUGCUCUCCCUGAUGCUCUCCCUGAUGCUCUCCCUGAUGCUUUCCCUGAUGCUUUCCCUGAUGCUUUCCCUGAUGCUUUCCCUGAUGCUUUCCCUGAUGCUCUCCCUGAUGCUUUCCCUGAUGCUCUCCCUGAUGCUUUCCCUGAUGCUUUCCCUGAUGCUUUCCCUGAUGCUCUCCCUGAUGCUUUCCCUGAUGCUCUCCCUGAUGCUUUCCCUGAUGCUCUCCCUGAUGCUCUCCCUGAUGCUCUCCCUGAUGCUUUCCCUGAUGCUUUCCCUGAUGCUUUCCCUGAUGCUUUCCCUGAUGCUCUCCCUGAUGCUCUCCCUGAUGCUUUCCCUGAUGCUCUCCCUGAUGCUUUCCCUGAUGCUUUCCCUGAUGCUCUCCCUGAUGCUUUCCCUGAUGCUCUCCCUGAUGCUUUCCCUGAUGCUUUCCCUGAUGCUCUCCCUGAUGCUCUCCCUGAUGCUCUCCCUGAUGCUCUCCCUGAUGCUUUCCCUGAUGCUUUCCCUGAUGCUUUCCCUGAUGCUCUCCCUGAUGCUUUCCCUGAUGCUCUCCCUGAUGCUUUCCCUGAUGCUCUCCCUGAUGCUUUCCCUGAUGCUCUCCCUGAUGCUCUCCCUGAUGCUCUCCCUGAUGCUUUCCCUGAUGCUUUCCCUGAUGCUCUCCCUGAUGCUCUCCCUGAUGCUUUCCCUGAUGCUCUCCCUGAUGCUCUCCCUGAUGCUCUCCCUGAUGCUUUCCCUGAUGCUUUCCCUGAUGCUUUCCCUGAUGCUCUCCCUGAUGCUCUCCCUGAUGCUUUCCCUGAUGCUCUCCCUGAUGCUUUCCCUGAUGCUCUCCCUGAUGCUCUCCCUGAUGCUUUCCCUGAUGCUCUCCCUGAUGCUCUCCCUGAUGCUUUCCCUGAUGCUCUCCCUGAUGCUUUCCCUGAUGCUCUCCCUGAUGCUUUCCCUGAUGCUUUCCCUGAUGCUCUCCCUGAUGCUUUCCCUGAUGCUUUCCCUGAUGCUUUCCCUGAUGCUUUCCCUGAUGCUCUCCCUGAUGCUUUCCCUGAUGCUUUCCCUGAUGCUUUCCCUGAUGCUUUCCCCUGAUGCUUUCCCUGAUGCUCUCCCUGAUGCUCUCCCUGAUGCUCUCCUGAUGCUUUCCCUGAUGCUUUCCCUGAUGCUUCCCCUGAUGCUUUCCCUGAUGCUUUCCCUGAUGCUCUCCCUGAUGCUUUCCCUGAUGCUCUCCCUGAUGCUUUCCCUGAUGCUUUCCCUGAUGCUCUCCCUGAUGCUUUCCCUGAUGCUCUCCCUGAUGCUCUCCCUGAUGCUCUCCCUGAUGCUCUCCCUGAUGCUCUCCCUGAUGCUCUCCCUGAUGCUCUCCCUGAUGCUUUCCCUGAUGCUCUCCCUGAUGCUCUCCCUGAUGCUUUCCCUGAUGCUCUCCCUGAUGCUUUCCCUGAUGCUCUCCCUGAUGCUUUCCCUGAUGCUUUCCCUGAUGCUUUCCCUGAUGCUUUCCCUGAUGCUCUCCCUGAUGCUUUCCCUGAUGCUCUCCCUGAUGCUUUCCCUGAUGCUCUCCCUGAUGCUUUCCCUGAUGCUCUCCCUGAUGCUCUCCCUGAUGCUCUCCCUGAUGCUUUCCCCUGAUGCUCUCCCUGAUGCUCUCCCUGAUGCUCUCCCUGAUGCUCUCCCUGAUGCUCUCCCUGAUGCUUUCCCUGAUGCUUUCCCUGAUGCUUUCCCUGAUGCUCUCCCUGAUGCUCUCCCUGAUGCUCUCCCUGAUGCUUUCCCUGAUGCUCUCCCUGAUGCUCUCCCUGAUGCUCUCCCUGAUGCUCUCCCUGAUGCUCUCCCUGAUGCUUUCCCUGAUGCUCUCCCUGAUGCUUUCCCUGAUGCUCUCCCUGAUGCUUUCCCUGAUGCUCUCCCUGAUGCUCUCCCUGAUGCUCUCCCUGAUGCUCUCCCUGAUGCUCUCCCUGAUGCUCUCCCUGAUGCUCUCCCUGAUGCUUUCCCUGAUGCUCUCCCUGAUGCUUUCCCUGAUGCUCUCCCUGAUGCUCUCCCUGAUGCUCUCCCUGAUGCUCUCCCUGAUGCUCUCCCUGAUGCUCUCCCUGAUGCUUUCCCUGAUGCUUUCCCUGAUGCUCUCCCUGAUGCUUUCCCUGAUGCUCUCCCUGAUGCUUUCCCUGAUGCUUUCCCUGAUGCUCUCCCUGAUGCUCUCCCUGAUGCUCUCCCUGAUGCUCUCCCUGAUGCUUUCCCUGAUGCUUUCCCUGAUGCUCUCCCUGAUGCUCUCCCUGAUGCUCUCCCUGAUGCUCUCCCUGAUGCUCUCCCUGAUGCUUUCCCUGAUGCUCUCCCUGAUGCUCUCCCUGAUGCUCUCCCUGAUGCUCUCCCUGAUGCUCUCCCUGAUGCUUUCCCUGAUGCUCUCCCUGAUGCUCUCCCUGAUGCUCUCCCUGAUGCUCUCCCUGAUGCUCUCCCUGAUGCUCUCCCUGAUGCUUUCCCUGAUGCUCUCCCUGAUGCUUUCCCUGAUGCUCUCCCUGAUGCUCUCCCUGAUGCUCUCCCUGAUGCUUUCCCUGAUGCUCUCCCUGAUGCUUUCCCUGAUGCUUUCCCUGAUGCUUUCCCUGAUGCUUUCCCUGAUGCUUUCCCUGAUGCUUUCCCUGAUGCUCUCCCUGAUGCUCUCCCUGAUGCUUUCCCUGAUGCUUUCCCUGAUGCUUUCCCUGAUGCUUUCCCUGAUGCUCUCCCUGAUGCUUUCCCUGAUGCUCUCCCUGAUGCUUUCCCUGAUGCUCUCCCUGAUGCUCUCCCUGAUGCUCUCCCUGAUGCUCUCCCUGAUGCUCUCCCUGAUGCUUUCCCUGAUGCUCUCCCUGAUGCUCUCCCUGAUGCUCUCCCUGAUGCUUUCCCUGAUGCUUUCCCUGAUGCUUUCCCUGAUGCUCUCCCUGAUGCUCUCCCUGAUGCUCUCCCUGAUGCUUUCCCUGAUGCUUUCCCUGAUGCUUUCCCUGAUGCUUUCCCUGAUGCUUUCCCUGAUGCUCUCCCUGAUGCUCUCCCUGAUGCUCUCCCUGAUGCUUUCCCUGAUGCUUUCCCUGAUGCUUUCCCUGAUGCUCUCCCUGAUGCUUUCCCUGAUGCUCUCCCUGAUGCUUUCCCUGAUGCUCUCCCUGAUGCUCUCCCUGAUGCUCUCCCUGAUGCUUUCCCUGAUGCUUUCCCUGAUGCUUUCCCUGAUGCUUUCCCUGAUGCUCUCCCUGAUGCUCUCCCUGAUGCUUUCCCUGAUGCUCUCCCUGAUGCUUUCCCUGAUGCUCUCCCUGAUGCUUUCCCUGAUGCUUUCCCUGAUGCUCUCCCUGAUGCUUUCCCUGAUGCUCUCCCUGAUGCUUUCCCUGAUGCUUUCCCUGAUGCUCUCCCUGAUGCUCUCCCUGAUGCUCUCCCUGAUGCUCUCCCUGAUGCUUUCCCUGAUGCUUUCCCUGAUGCUUUCCCUGAUGCUCUCCCUGAUGCUUUCCCUGAUGCUCUCCCUGAUGCUUUCCCUGAUGCUCUCCCUGAUGCUUUCCCUGAUGCUCUCCCUGAUGCUCUCCCUGAUGCUCUCCCUGAUGCUUUCCCUGAUGCUUUCCCUGAUGCUCUCCCUGAUGCUCUCCCUGAUGCUUUCCCUGAUGCUCUCCCUGAUGCUCUCCCUGAUGCUCUCCCUGAUGCUUUCCCUGAUGCUUUCCCUGAUGCUUUCCCUGAUGCUCUCCCUGAUGCUCUCCCUGAUGCUUUCCCUGAUGCUCUCCCUGAUGCUUUCCCUGAUGCUCUCCCUGAUGCUCUCCCUGAUGCUUUCCCUGAUGCUCUCCCUGAUGCUCUCCCUGAUGCUUUCCCUGAUGCUCUCCCUGAUGCUUUCCCUGAUGCUCUCCCUGAUGCUUUCCCUGAUGCUUUCCCUGAUGCUCUCCCUGAUGCUUUCCCUGAUGCUUUCCCUGAUGCUUUCCCUGAUGCUCUCCCUGAUGCUCUCCCUGAUGCUUUCCCUGAUGCUUUCCCUGAUGCUUUCCCUGAUGCUUUCCCUGAUGCUCUCCCUGAUGCUUUCCCUGAUGCUCUCCCUGAUGCUUUCCCUGAUGCUUUCCCUGAUGCUUCCCCUGAUGCUUUCCCUGAUGCUUUCCCUGAUGCUCUCCCUGAUGCUUUCCCUGAUGCUCUCCCUGAUGCUUUCCCUGAUGCUUUCCCUGAUGCUCUCCCUGAUGCUUUCCCUGAUGCUCUCCCUGAUGCUCUCCCUGAUGCUCUCCCUGAUGCUCUCCCUGAUGCUCUCCCUGAUGCUUUCCCUGAUGCUCUCCCUGAUGCUCUCCCUGAUGCUUUCCCUGAUGCUCUCCCUGAUGCUUUCCCUGAUGCUCUCCCUGAUGCUUUCCCUGAUGCUUUCCCUGAUGCUUUCCCUGAUGCUUUCCCUGAUGCUUUCCCUGAUGCUCUCCCUGAUGCUUUCCCUGAUGCUCUCCCUGAUGCUUUCCCUGAUGCUCUCCCUGAUGCUUUCCCUGAUGCUCUCCCUGAUGCUCUCCCUGAUGCUCUCCCUGAUGCUUUCCCUGAUGCUCUCCCUGAUGCUCUCCCUGAUGCUCUCCCUGAUGCUCUCCCUGAUGCUCUCCCUGAUGCUUUCCCUGAUGCUUUCCCUGAUGCUUUCCCUGAUGCUCUCCCUGAUGCUCUCCCUGAUGCUCUCCCUGAUGCUUUCCCUGAUGCUCUCCCUGAUGCUCUCCCUGAUGCUCUCCCUGAUGCUCUCCCUGAUGCUCUCCCUGAUGCUUUCCCUGAUGCUCUCCCUGAUGCUUUCCCUGAUGCUCUCCCUGAUGCUUUCCCUGAUGCUCUCCCUGAUGCUCUCCCUGAUGCUCUCCCUGAUGCUCUCCCUGAUGCUCUCCCUGAUGCUCUCCCUGAUGCUCUCCCUGAUGCUUUCCCUGAUGCUCUCCCUGAUGCUUUCCCUGAUGCUCUCCCUGAUGCUCUCCCUGAUGCUCUCCCUGAUGCUCUCCCUGAUGCUUUCCCUGAUGCUUUCCCUGAUGCUCUCCCUGAUGCUUUCCCUGAUGCUCUCCCUGAUGCUUUCCCUGAUGCUUUCCCUGAUGCUCUCCCUGAUGCUCUCCCUGAUGCUCUCCCUGAUGCUUUCCCUGAUGCUUUCCCUGAUGCUCUCCCUGAUGCUCUCCCUGAUGCUCUCCUGAUGCUCCCCUGA